Molecule: messenger RNA, 666 nt
Organism: Malassezia pachydermatis
Lineage: Eukaryota; Fungi; Basidiomycota; Malasseziomycetes; Malasseziales; Malasseziaceae
Product: vesicle transport v-snare protein vti1
Exons: 3
Coding region: 1-666 (221 amino acids)
Biological process (GO): vesicle fusion with Golgi apparatus; retrograde transport, endosome to Golgi; Golgi to vacuole transport
Cellular component (GO): late endosome membrane; ER to Golgi transport vesicle membrane; SNARE complex
Molecular function (GO): SNARE binding; SNAP receptor activity
Source: RefSeq, a predicted model, not a curated record
AUGGCCGAGCUUUUUGAAUCGUACGCAGCGGACUUUGCGCAGUUGCAGUCUUCCAUUGAGAGUAGGCUCACGACCGAUUUCUCCUCCGUGUCUGACGAGACCAAACGCUCUGCGUUGCGUCAUGCGGAGGCGGAAGCGGAGGAGGCUGGCGAGAUCUUGUCGCAGAUGGAAAUUGAGCUUCAGGCCUUUCCGCAGAGUGUGAAAGAGCGCUAUGCGAAAGAACUGCAUGCGCUCCAAUCAUCCCUUCAUAAGCUGCAGGCUGAUUUGCGGGCUAAACAGAAACCCAGUGGCUAUGGGGCUAGUGGCUUGCCGCUGGACGAGUACCGCGACACGGAUUUGGAAGCGAACGAAGGCGCACAGCGCCAACGCCUGCUGCAAGGUACUGAUCUUUUAGAGCGUGGCUCCGAACGCUUGGCGGCAAGUACCCGCCUGGCCCUAGAGACGGAAGAUGUUGGCGCGAACAUCCUACAAGAUCUCCGUCGCCAGCGUGAGCAGAUUGAGCACAGUCGUGAUACGCUCCAUGGGGCCGAUGUGCAUAUCGAUCGGUCCUCCCGAACACUGCAACAUAUGAUUCGUCGAGCCAAGCAACAAAAACUGGUCACCAUGGCGAUUGUGGUCGUGCUUGUGCUUUUGAUUCUACUCAUUCUGUACUCCAAACUGUUUUAG